Messenger RNA from Brassica napus (rape), 1082 nucleotides. RefSeq lists its product as uncharacterized. The record is from RefSeq and is a predicted model, not a curated record. NCBI's taxonomy places the organism in Eukaryota, Viridiplantae, Streptophyta, Magnoliopsida, Brassicales, Brassicaceae. Bases 317 to 886 code for a protein of 189 amino acids. The transcript is spliced from 2 exons.
AUCUAUCUCGAGCCAUCUCUCAGCCUCUGGACAUUCCGUAUGACGUAGAACCGGUCAUUGAUGUCUUGCCCGCUCAGAGGCAGAGAAUCAGGUCUCGGAAAGGCAAGGGAGUUGCCUCCGAGAAUGUCUUGGGAAACCUUCCGCUGCCAGAAUGGAACCCUAGUUUCUCCCCAGGGCAAGGAGUGGAACCAGCGAGGUUCCCCUUCCUAUCGACUUUUUUGCCGACCUCCCUCCCGGUUUUACUACUCAUAAGUCGCUGGACGAAGAGCCGAGGAGGAAAGUAGUCGCCGAAGGCUCCAGCUUAAUCAACGAGGGGAUGAGGGUGUUCAAUGCGGCGCUCGACGGAAGUUUCCGGGAGUCGCGUAUCUCUCACUUCAAAGCCGAGGAGGCUGAAAGAGAACUCUUUCGGUUUCGGAAGGAGGUCGAAGAACAGAGCCGGAGACAGGCUGAGCUCCAUUCUCGGGCCCUUGUCCGUGCGGAGAGGAGAGGAAUGAGAGCGAUUGUCACCGAAAUGAGGCGGAGUGCUGCUUUGUUUGCCACCGAAUUCGAGAGCUUUAAAGAUGCUCAAGAAUUCGUGGGCGAUUUUCGCGAGUGUCGUGGAUCAGUUGCUACCCUCUACAAGUCGCAGAACGAGAACUUCUCUUUUCCUGCCGAGGUCGCUGAGAUGUCGGGUCUUAUGAACGGGUGUGCCCAUGCCGAAUCUUUGGUUCCUCCGAUCGAAGGAAGGGUCCGACAGCUUUGGGAUUCCAUCGAGGUCUCGGAGGACACGGCGGAAGCGGAAACCGGUGUCGGUGAUGAAGGAGCCGGAGUCGCGGACGGAGAGGUGGAUCUGCCCGUGAGCUCGUUCGGGAUCUCCAUGUCCAGGUUCCUCGACUUCGAGCUUUGAGGAUUGUUGGAAUUAUUUCCCUUAGUUUUAUUUCGAGGUUUAAUGUAUCUAGGCUGAGUGUGGCCGUAUUUGAUUUAUGUGUGUUAUGUCCUUGCGAGGCUAUGUGAACUAUGUGUUUGGGACCGGCCGUUUGGUGGCUUUGGGUCCUAGCCGUUUUUUUUGCGGCUUCUAUAUAUAUGAUGAAUGAUUGACAUUC